CUGGCAACUAUGCUUACAAGAAAUAAAAACAGCUGUUGAAAUUAUGUGUUCUUAAGUAAUAAUUUUUGUUCAGAGCAAUAAUAUUAAGUAGACCUUUAAUAAUUUUUUUUUUCAUUUCGUGAGAAUUAUGAAUAAAUGUUGUAAUAAGAACUUUCUUAAUUAUGUAAGAAAGUAUUCUUCCAAAUCAGAACAGCAUUUGAAAAGUUUUCACGACAAACCGGACCCAAAUUUGAUUAAAUAUGAUUACAUAGGACCUCCAGAUAAAAAAUCAAAUUUACGACCCUAUGUUCGCUGCAUCCCGAAACAAGAAAGUUUCCUCGAUAUGCAGUUACGAGAGAAACGAAUUGAAGUAGAAGAAUGGAAUCAAUCGUUUUGGUCAAAUCACAAUAAACGCUUUUAUGAGGAAAAGCAAGACUUCAUUAGAUUGCAUAAUCUAUCUGGAAUUCAGGAUAUUUCUGCUGACAAGAUGAGCGAAUUUUACAAAUCGUUUUUAGAUAAAAACAAGAAAGUUCAUAUUUUAUAUAAUAUAUCGUGGUACUUAAAAAAUUUUGAAAUUUUGGUACUCAGUUUCCAGGUGGCAGUUAAAAAUUUUAUUAAAAAAAUUAAAAAAUAAAUUAAAUUAUUAAAUUUAAGAACAA
Lucilia cuprina (Australian sheep blowfly) is the source of this 638-nucleotide messenger RNA. It is a transcript of the gene Coa8, whose product is annotated as COA8 family protein CG14806, mitochondrial. The transcript has 3 exons. The record is from RefSeq and is a predicted model, not a curated record. Lineage: Eukaryota; Metazoa; Arthropoda; Insecta; Diptera; Calliphoridae. Gene Ontology annotation, biological process: intrinsic apoptotic signaling pathway. The coding region runs from base 128 to 613 and encodes 161 amino acids. Gene Ontology annotation, cellular component: mitochondrion.